Molecule: messenger RNA, 495 nt
Organism: Oncorhynchus tshawytscha (Chinook salmon)
Lineage: Eukaryota; Metazoa; Chordata; Actinopteri; Salmoniformes; Salmonidae
Product: chymotrypsin-like elastase family member 3B
Exons: 6
Coding region: 1-495 (164 amino acids)
Biological process (GO): proteolysis
Molecular function (GO): serine-type endopeptidase activity
Source: RefSeq, a predicted model, not a curated record
AUGGCUCCAGGGGGAGGCCGGAUGGCCCACCAACCAUGGCUCCAGGGGGAGGCCGGAUGGCCCACCAACCCGGGCUCCAGGGGGAGAGGCGCUGCCAGAGUCGCCCGCCUGUCCGGGGCCCGCUGCGAGGGUCCCAGGUCCGGGGUCGGCACUGCCAGAGUCUUCCUCCAGACAAAUGGGUGUGGUACUCCCACCUUCGAACCCAACACCAACAGGAAUGUGAAUGGAGAGGAUGCCCGUGCCCAUAGCUGGCCAUGGCAGAUUUCAAUGCAGAUAAAGCAUGGCAGCCGUUGGCAUCACACCUGUGGGGGCACUGUGAUUGGCUCUUACUGGAUCCUGACUGCUGGACACUGCAUAUGGCCUGGAGAUGUGUACCAUGUGGUGAUGGGAGAACAUGACCAGAGUGUACAGGAGGGAACUGAACAGGUCAGAGACGUGCUGCACAUCCUGGUUCACGCUGACUGGGACAUUCACAUGGUCGCCGCUGGUUUUUAA